Messenger RNA from Gopherus flavomarginatus (Mexican gopher tortoise), 2556 nucleotides. RefSeq names its product RasGEF domain family member 1C (gene RASGEF1C). Gene Ontology annotation, cellular component: plasma membrane. NCBI's taxonomy places the organism in Eukaryota, Metazoa, Chordata, Testudines, Testudinidae. Bases 1 to 1572 code for a protein of 523 amino acids. The record is from RefSeq and is a predicted model, not a curated record. The transcript is spliced from 14 exons. Gene Ontology annotation, molecular function: guanyl-nucleotide exchange factor activity. Gene Ontology annotation, biological process: positive regulation of GTPase activity; Ras protein signal transduction.
AUGCGAGCGGGUCCCUCGUCGGCUCUCGGGGCUGCGGGGCGUCCGGCAAGGGGCCGGGGAACGCGGCCAGCCGAGCUCCAGGGAUUUAGCCAGCGCGGGGCUCUCUCCGAUGGGCUGGAGCCGGGGGAUAACGCGCGCGGAGCUCCGGGAGGCAUGCCCCAAACUCUGAGCUCUACCAGUAUGUUUACCCCCUGUGGCUUCAGUCCUCAUCUACACUCAGCAAAAGAAGAUGAUCAAGGGGGACUGAUCUUCCAGGAUGGAAACCUUGCCUCAGCAUCUCUUGAUGCUUUAAUCCAACAUCUUAUACCUACAACUGAUUACUACCCUGAAAAGGCCUAUAUCUUUACAUUCCUGCUGAGUUCAAGACUCUUCAUUGAACCUCAUGAACUUUUGUCCCGAGUUUGUCACAAGUGCGUUGAGCAGCAGCGACUGGACGACCCGGUGCUGGAUAAGGCACGGAUCAGAAAAUUUGGGCCUAAACUCCUACAGUUGUUGACAGAAUGGACAGAAACGUUCCCCUAUGAUUUUCAGGAAGAGCGGAUGAUUGGCCAUUUGAAAGACAUGAUUGACAGGAUAGCCCCGUGUGACGAGGCCUACUGGAAAAGGAUGAAUCAGCUUUUGCAAGCCCUGAAUCAGAAGCUUGCAACCCUUAGCCAUGGGCAGGAAGGAAUAGUCAAGAUCAAUGCUGCUGUCUCUGACAAGCUGGUUGCCUUUAAAAGUAAACCACCAUCAAUUCAGAGAGAAAUCCUGACCGUCUGUAGUGACCCCUAUACUCUGGCUCAGCAGCUAACGCAUGUGGAAUUGGAAAGGCUGAGUCACAUUGGGCCUGAAGAAUUUGUGCAGGCGUUUGUACACAAAGACUCUUUGGACAGCACCAAGUCUUGUUUCAAUGAGCAAAAAAAGACUAGUAACCUUGAGGCCUAUGUGAAAUGGUUCAAUAGACUCUGCUAUCUUGUGGCAACAGAAAUUUGCAUGCCUGCGAAAAAGAAACAGCGAGCACAAGUCAUAGAGUUCUUCAUUGAUGUUGCCCGAGAGUGCUUUAACAUAGGGAAUUUUAAUUCACUGAUGGCAAUCAUAUCUGGAAUGAACAUGAGCCCCGUCUCCAGGUUAAAGAAGACCUGGUCAAAAGUGAAAACAGCCAAAUUUUUUAUUCUCGAGCAUCAGAUGGACCCUACUGGUAAUUUUUAUAACUACAGAACUGCAUUGCGAGGGGCUGCCCACCGAUCCCUCACUGCACACAGCAACAGGGAGAAGAUUGUCAUCCCUUUCUUCAGCCUGUUGAUCAAAGACAUUUACUUUUUGAAUGAAGGAUGUGCUAAUCGCCUUCCGAAUGGGCACGUCAACUUUGAAAAAUUCCUAGAACUGGCUAAACAAGUAGGCGAGUUUAUAACGUGGAAGCAAGUGGAAUGCCCAUUUGAACAAGACCAUAACAUCAUCCACUACUUGCAUACAGCUCCCAUCUUUACUGAGGAUGGUUUGUAUUUGGCUUCCUAUGAAAGUGAAAGUCCGGAGAACCAAAUUGAAAAAGAGAGAUGGAAAUCCUUGAGGUCUACUAUUUUAGGAAAGACUUGAAGACUCAGAUUAUUGCAGUACUACAAGAGAAAAAAUCAGCAAAAAUAUUUUGCACUACUGAUUCCAAAGAUGCCUAUUUGGGAUUUAGUUUUUCUUCUUCCUUUUUAUUUUUGGACUGCUUAAUGUGAUGAACUGGCUUCAUCCAUUGAAAUUAACAGAAUUGACUUACCAUAGGCACAAUUAUGCUUUUCUAAUUACUCAAGAGAGGAUGGACAACAGAUUAUUUGUGGCCAUACCAAAACUAUGUCAGUAUCACUGUAACCUUGUCUCAGAUGGAAACAAAACAAGAGCAAGGAGAGUCAUGGUGCUGCAGCAGAGAAUGGUCUUCACUGGAAAACUAAAGACGCAGUGUGCACAUUUCAGAAGCAGGUGCUUCAAACAGCAGCUCGCUAAAUCCGUUGAGUAUUGUAAAAUCAAAUUUUGUCAAAUGCAGCAGCAAUCUGGUUAAUUGCUAAGGAAGGAAAGAAGGAUUUUAUUUUACAUCAGCAGCCUCCUGCCUUGUUGAACAAUGCACUGACUUCAGCAGAGAUAAGCUGCCUGUGGAUAAAAACUUGUGUAAACCACAUCAGCAUGAAAAGUCAUGCAAACCCCAUGAAUUUUUACAUAGAAUGAUUUGAACUGUGAACAAUGGUUAUUUCUUCUUUCUCCAAUUGUUCUGCCUUUCUUACUGUGAAUCUUGGCAGACUUCUCUGGGAUGUGAGCUGAAGAUGAGACAAAAUACAGAUGUUCUGCUUUCACUGAAAGCUGUGGGAAGCAAAUGGCUCCGAGUCCUACUUACCGCUAUUUGAAGUAUGUAAUCUAUUCCCUAAUUCUGUUGGUGCUGAGAGAGGUGUUUUUAAGGCGCCUUACGUUAUUGACAAAUGAUAGAAGGGGAUUGUGUGAGGAAACUCAUUGGGUUUGUUUUGUCUCCUCACUUCAGCUUUGGUUCUAGUGCAACACGAUAUUGGGACACGGGGAGUGGUGUGGGGGAGGAAGAGCAGCCUA